GUAAUCUGAUAACCUUUAUCACUUUAGUACACUACGAAUAAACAAAAACAAAUUCACAGAUUUUUUAAUUAAUCUGAAAUCAAAUACUUUUCAAAGCCAGCUUUUAUAUUUUUUUGUGAAAUCACAAACGAACAGUUAAUCAACAAGUGUGACAAGAUAAACUUAUUGAACUCGCCAAUAUAACCAAUAUUUGUUAAUAACAUUUGAUCAUAUAUCAAAUUAUUACUACUAUCGGUUCAAAAUGGCAUUCGCAGGAAAAGUAAUUUUAAUAACAGGUGCUAGUUCAGGAAUCGGCGCCGCUACCGCUAAGCAAUUUGCUGGUCUAGGUGCGACACUUGCACUAGCCGGUAGGAACAUGGAUAACUUGAAACAAGUUGCUUCCGAUUGUUCUACAAAAUCUAUUCCGUUAUUACUAACUGGGGAAUUAACCAAUGAAAAAGAUACAAAAGCAAUCGUAGAUAAAACUAUUGAACAUUUUGGAAAACUAGAUGUUCUAAUCAACAACGCUGGUAUUCUUGAAACAGGUACCAUUGAAACCACCACUCUCGAUCAGUAUGAUAGAUUGAUGAACACCAACGUAAGAUCAAUGUAUCACCUUUCUAUGCUUGCUGUACCACACCUUAUUAAAUCAAAAGGCAGUAUCGUUAACGUCAGUAGUGUUAAUGGUCUAAGAGCAUUUCCAGGAGUAUUAGCGUACUGUAUGUCUAAAGCUGCAGUGGAUCAGUUUACUAGAUGUGUUGCUUUAGAACUAGCGCCAAAGCAAGUUCGGGUGAAUUGUGUAAAUCCAGGUGUUACUGUAACUAAUCUUCAUAAACGAGGAGGAAUGAAUCAAGAACAGUAUGAGGCUUUCUUGAAAAAAACUCAAGAAACUCAUGCUUUAGGUAGACCCGGUAAGCCUGAGGAAGUUGCUAGAACAAUAAUUUUUUUGGCUAGCGAGGAUUCUAGUUUUAUCACUGGAGCUACUGUUCCUGUUGAUGGUGGUAGACACGCUAUGUGCCCUAGAUAGAACAUGCCUAACAUUGUAGUAAUUCUUGUAAAAUUAUGUAAUAAAGUUGGUUAUUUGGU
Molecule: messenger RNA, 1065 nt
Organism: Diorhabda carinulata
Lineage: Eukaryota; Metazoa; Arthropoda; Insecta; Coleoptera; Chrysomelidae
Product: 3-oxoacyl-[acyl-carrier-protein] reductase FabG-like
Exons: 3
Coding region: 242-1006 (254 amino acids)
Molecular function (GO): oxidoreductase activity
Source: RefSeq, a predicted model, not a curated record